Messenger RNA from Phytophthora sojae, 758 nucleotides. RefSeq lists its product as hypothetical. The record is from RefSeq and is a predicted model, not a curated record. Gene Ontology annotation, molecular function: nucleic acid binding. NCBI's taxonomy places the organism in Eukaryota, Oomycota, Peronosporomycetes, Peronosporales, Peronosporaceae. The annotation marks the transcript as partial. The transcript has a single exon.
UUCGCAGUGAACGCGGACGCGAGCGACAAGACGGAGCCCAUGUUCAUCGGCCCGGGCAAGCUGCCCCAGCCGGCGGAGGAGCUGGACGCCGACUCGCGCCACUUCUACUACCAGAACAACAAGCGCGCGUGGAUGACGCCCGUCAUGUUCCAGGACUACGUGUCGGCGCUCGAUACGAGGAUGCGUGACGAGGGCCGCAUCGUGCUGCUGCUCGCUUCGCCCGCGCCGUCGCACGUCACGCUCGGUCUGGAGCUGACCAACGUCCGGCUGGAGAUUCUGCCGCCGUCGUUGGAACCGCUGCCGAUGUCCAUGCAAGUGCCAGUGUCCGUCAGCGCAGAAGAAAGCGCCAAUCUGGCGGCAGCCUCGGAAUCCAUUGCGGCUGCCGGCGUGGGCGACACGCCGAUGCCUGACGCUGACCAGUCCCUCUCGGACUCGGUAGCUCCUCAGCCAGAAUCUACGACGAAGCUACAGGCCGAUACUGAGGCCCAGACGCCGUCGUUAGCUGACCUGAGCCAUUCAGCAGCGAUGGCGAACAUGGCGGCGACCAUGGCGGCCGCGACAACGCUGCAGCCGCUGGACGCAGGACUUGUCACGGCGUUCAAGCGUCGGUAUCGCCGUUACCACAUGCUGUACGCGCUGGACCGCUAUGAAGCAGGACGGCAGGAUGUAUUCCACGUGGACCAGCUGCAAGCUAUGCGCUGGGCUCGCCACUGCUGGAAGCAGGAGCUGCCGGAGGAGAUCGUACGCAAGUGCUGGAG